UGCUCCUCACCAACAUUUCAUGGCGGACGAGAGCAUAACUCGAAUGAAUUUGUCGGCCAUCAAGAAAAUUGAUCCAUACGCUAAAGAGAUUGUUGACUCGUCAUCACAUGUUGCAUUUUACACUUUUAAUUCGGAGCAAAAUGAAUGGGAGAAAACUGAUGUCGAAGGCGCAUUUUUUAUUUACCAUCGAAAUGCCGAGCCAUUUCACAGCAUAUUUAUUAACAAUCGACUAAACACGACAUCAUUUGUGGAGCCAAUCACCGGCAGUUUGGAAUUGCAGUCGCAGCCACCUUUUCUGCUAUACCGCAACGAACGGUCGCGUAUCCGUGGAUUUUGGUUUUACAACAGCGAAGAGUGCGAUCGUAUAAGUAGCCUGGUUAAUAGCUUGCUGCUAAAUAAGUCAAGUAACGGACAGCAAUCUGGAUCAUUACUGGCAUAUUCGGCAAAAUCGGGCAACUCAAGCAUAUUUAACAUGCUUAGCCAGGCCCAAAAGGAAUACAAUGCACAAUUAAAUUGUCAGUCCCAGGCUGCAACCACAGCUGCACAGCCCGAAAACGUGACUUCCCAUAAUGUAUUGAAGUUCUUUGAGUCUGCAAAGCAGGCUACAGUGGAGGCGCAAUUAAAUCGGCCACAGCCUCUUUCAGUCGACCAGUUGGAGAAGCAACAGCGUUCUGUUACGCCCAACGAGGCGCACUGUCAAUCUUCGGCAAGAGACGGCGAAUUGAUGGGGUCCUUAAAAAGUCCAUUGUCACCAUUUCCUACGGCAUCAACAUCGUCGAUAGCUCGGAAUACUGGAAAGCCAAUCUCUUUCCUGAGAGAUGAAUCACCAGCAUCGGCUUUGCUAGCGAGUGCAGAAGCCGAGAAGUGUCUGAGAAGGCUGCUGGUCGGGGAUAAGCCUGAUGCGAAGCCCGCGCUUAUGCCGCCAACAAUGUUUGAUGUCCCCGGUGUCAAACCAGAGCCAGAGCAACCAUAUUUGCCACUUAACUCUGCGCAAUUUGUACAGGCCUUUACUUACCUUAUUCAAAACGACAAGGAAUUUGUCAAUAAGUUGCAUAAAGCCUAUAUCGACGGCUGUUCAAAUUCGUUGAUUGACUCAAACACAACAUAUCAAUAAAAAACAAAAUUAUUUUGGCGAAAAAUUAGAAAAAACAA
This is a messenger RNA of Drosophila montana, 1152 nucleotides long. RefSeq names its product decapping protein 1 (gene DCP1). The transcript has 2 exons. Gene Ontology annotation, molecular function: mRNA binding; enzyme activator activity. Bases 20 to 1114 code for a protein of 364 amino acids. Gene Ontology annotation, biological process: deadenylation-dependent decapping of nuclear-transcribed mRNA; positive regulation of catalytic activity; deadenylation-independent decapping of nuclear-transcribed mRNA. Lineage: Eukaryota; Metazoa; Arthropoda; Insecta; Diptera; Drosophilidae. Gene Ontology annotation, cellular component: P-body. The record is from RefSeq and is a predicted model, not a curated record.